Messenger RNA from Symbiodinium sp. CCMP2456, 714 nucleotides. NCBI's taxonomy places the organism in Eukaryota, Dinophyceae, Suessiales, Symbiodiniaceae. The record is from the annotation of a GenBank genome assembly.
AUGUCGAAUUCUGGAGAUUUGCCAUCUCAGCUGCAGCGAGGUGAUCAGUCCAUCUACCUCGUCAUCUACAAGGUGCUGCUGUGGAGCGUGACGUUGAAGAUUGUCUUGCUCCUGUACAUUUUCGGAGCAAGUGUGGACGAGAAGGACACCGUGUCCUUGCCAGCCGCCUUGUUCAUCAUCGUGGUGAUGACCUUGGUCUUCGGCGUCUACUCCCUGGAAGACCACGGACUUUUCGUGGAGAUCCUCUGGAUCUUUUCCACAUACCUCGAGAGCAUCUCGAUGUUGCCUCAGUACAUCUACUGCUACAGGGACGCCGACAACAAGUGCCCCUUGGUCUCCUCCUACGUCUUCGCCAUGGGUGGAUACCAGAUGGUCUUCGGCGUGAGCUGGGGCCAUCACUUCCUUUUCCGGCCCUACGACCUGGAUGUCAGCAGCAUGAUUUCCGGUUUUCUGGGUAUCGUCUUCUUUUGCGACUACUUGGCGUUUCGCGUGCUGGGCGUCUCCAUGCUCGUCCAGGUCUGCAUCUCCGUCGACGAUACGAUCAAGGAGGCCGAGGAGGCUGCUUGGAGCCUGGUGGCCGGGCAGCCGGUGCAAGGCAUGGACUUUUCGGACCCCAUCAACCCAGAUGUCAUUGGCCGUCGAGAGGAGAUCGAGAUGGCAACAACAUCGUCGGCCCCUGUGGAGUACCACCGGAGCAUGCGGCUGACGGCCUAA